Cucurbita moschata (crookneck pumpkin) is the source of this 1220-nucleotide messenger RNA. Its product is annotated as zinc-finger homeodomain protein 3-like. Gene Ontology annotation, molecular function: transcription cis-regulatory region binding; DNA-binding transcription factor activity. The record is from RefSeq and is a predicted model, not a curated record. Gene Ontology annotation, biological process: regulation of DNA-templated transcription; regulation of developmental process. Bases 170 to 1051 code for a protein of 293 amino acids. Gene Ontology annotation, cellular component: nucleus. Lineage: Eukaryota; Viridiplantae; Streptophyta; Magnoliopsida; Cucurbitales; Cucurbitaceae. The transcript has a single exon.
ACUCCCUCCUCCUCCUCCAAAUAUGCAAUGCAAUAACUCUCUUCUACCAUUUUUCUUCCCAAACCCUUUUCUUAUUUCUUCUUCCUCAACUCAAAGCAUCUCCCUUUAAUCCACUUAUACCCCAAACAUACCCUAUUUUUCUCUCUUUUUCUUCAUCUUCUUAACAAUAAUGGAGCUCACUACUCAAGAUCAUCCCAUUCCCAUCCCCAUCCCUUUAAAUAGUCGCUACGGUGGCCACGACCACGACCACGACCAUGUCAUCCAUCACCAUGACCCGUCCGCCGCUUGCAACCAUAUCAUCGCGGCGGCAGUCAAUGGCGGUAGCCCACUUCCAUCUUCUCAGAUGGAAGUCGAGCUUCACCAUAAUCAUAACAACAGCAACAACAAUAACAAUAACACGAAGAAGCAGGUAAAAUAUAAGGAGUGUCUCAAAAACCAUGCGGCCUCCAUGGGAGGUAAUGCCACAGAUGGGUGUGGUGAGUUCAUGCCGAGUGGAGAAGAAGGAUCCAUUGAAGCACUCACGUGUUCGGCUUGCAAUUGUCAUAGAAACUUCCAUCGAAAAGAGAUCGAGGGAGAACCCUACGAUUGGCUCCACCACCCUCGACUCGGGAGGAAGCUCCUCGUCGGAGGGAAGAACAUGAUCGCCCCACCAGAGGCAGCUGCAUUUGCGUAUCCAUCCGCGGCAGGGCCGGCGUUCAUAUCGUCUAGAGCACAACCCCACCACAUGAUAAUGUCGUACAACAUGCUCGGCGGGGGAGGUGGGCAGUCAGAGUCGGAGGAGCACGAGGAGGCGAGGGCGUACUCGGGGCCAAUGAUGAACAAGAAGCGAUUCCGAACGAAGUUCACGGCGGAGCAAAAGGAGAAGAUGCUGAGGUUUGCAGAGAAAGUUGGAUGGAAGCUUCAGAAACAAGAGGAGAGUGUGGUGCAGCAAUUCUGUGAAGAGAUUGGAGUGAAGAGGAGAGUUCUUAAGGUUUGGAUGCAUAACAAUAAGCACAAUCUUGGGAAGAAGGAUACCAUUUCCCCUCCACAUUCUCCUACUCCCUUAACUUAAAUUUCUUCAUUUCUUUUUCUUUUUCUUUUAACUCAGAUUGAAUUAUAUAAUUAUUACUAUUAAUUGUUGCUCUUAUUAUUGGCUAAUGAUGAUUAUCAUCGAAGUGUUGGUGUUGAGAUGUUUAAAUCUGAGUUAUUACACUGAAUCCCACGCACUUUAUUGCUUUUUA